AUGCAAGAUUUGCCGCCAAUCGGAGGAUACGAGCCCGUGCAGUGGAAGAGAAAUCUCCCCGCCAGAGGCUUCCGCCCCACAGUGUACUUCUGGGGCAUCACCGCCAUCAUGGCUUUUGGCUACUACCGGUACUACCAGGGCGUGGACGAGCAGCGUGAGCUUGCAAGAGAAAAACAGUGGGCCCGUUUCAGCCUCGAGCCCUUGUUGCGGGCCGAGGAGGACAGGCACCUUGCCCGCAGAUACUUUUCCGAGAUGAGGAGACAGGAAAUGGUGGCCGAGACCAUGUCGCCGGAGACCAGGGCCAAGUUCGAGGAGCCCAUCUACCAGGACAAAACGAAGAUGCGCAUGCCGCGGUACUUUGCCGGGCCCGACCGCGACGCCCGCUAG
Messenger RNA from Metschnikowia bicuspidata var. bicuspidata NRRL YB-4993, 387 nucleotides. RefSeq lists its product as uncharacterized. The record is from RefSeq and is a predicted model, not a curated record. NCBI's taxonomy places the organism in Eukaryota, Fungi, Ascomycota, Pichiomycetes, Serinales, Metschnikowiaceae. The transcript has a single exon. The coding region runs from base 1 to 387 and encodes 128 amino acids.